Messenger RNA from Puntigrus tetrazona (Sumatra barb), 4021 nucleotides. RefSeq names its product polypeptide N-acetylgalactosaminyltransferase 13-like. NCBI's taxonomy places the organism in Eukaryota, Metazoa, Chordata, Actinopteri, Cypriniformes, Cyprinidae. The record is from RefSeq and is a predicted model, not a curated record. Gene Ontology annotation, cellular component: Golgi apparatus.
UGCUGCUCUACUUCAGUGGAGUGCAACAAAUGUGACAACAAGAAGGACCACUCACUCCUGCCUGCGCUCAGAGCGGUGAUGUCCCGCACCCAUGAGGCACCAGGUGAAAUGGGGAAGGCUGUGGUAAUUCCCAAAGAAGAGCAGGAGAAGAUGAAAGAGCUCUUUAAAAUCAAUCAGUUCAACCUUAUGGCCAGUGACAUGAUCGCGCUCAACAGGAGUCUGCCAGAUGUCCGGCUGGACGGCUGUAAAACCAAGACAUACCCCGAUGACCUUCCAAACACCAGCAUUGUGAUCGUGUUUCAUAAUGAAGCCUGGAGUACACUUUUGAGAACCAUACAUAGUGCCAUAAAUCGCUCGCCCAGACAUCUACUGCUCGAGAUUCUGCUGGUGGAUGAUGCCAGCGAGAGAGAUUUUCUAAAGAAAAAAUUAGAGGACCAUGUUGCGACUCUGGAGGUUCCAGUACGUAUUUUAAGGAUGGAGCAGCGAUCCGGCUUGAUUCGAGCACGACUAAGAGGAGCAGCUGCCACGCGAGGACAGGUCAUCACCUUCCUGGAUGCCCACUGUGAGUGCACUUCAGGGUGGCUGGAGCCGCUGCUUUCCCGGAUCAAAGAGGACAGGAGGGCUGUGGUCUGUCCGAUCAUUGAUGUCAUCAGUGAUGAGACAUUCGAGUACAUGGCCGGCUCAGAUAUGACCUAUGGGGGAUUCAACUGGAAGCUCAACUUCAGAUGGUAUCCAGUUCCUCAGAGAGAGAUGGACCGACGCAAGGGGGACAGAACCCUUCCUGUUAGAACUCCCACAAUGGCAGGAGGUCUGUUCUCCAUUGACAGAACUUAUUUUGAAGAGAUUGGCACCUAUGAUUCAGGCAUGGAUAUAUGGGGAGGGAAAAUCUUGGAUGUCUUUUUUAGGAUCUGGCAGUGUGGAGGAUCUCUAGAGAUAGUCACAUGUUCUCAUGUAGGCCACGUGUUCAGGAAGGCCACACCAUACAGUUUCCCUGGUGGAACCGGUCAGGUGAUCAACAAGAACAACAGGCGAUUGGCUGAAGUCUGGAUGGAUGAGUUCAAAGAUUUCUUCUACAUCAUCUCACCAGGUGUGGUUCGGGUGGAUUACGGCGAUGUUUCUUCGCGGAAGGCUUUGAGAGAAUCGCUGAAGUGUAAACCUUUCUCAUGGUACCUGGAAAACAUCUACCCCGACUCGCAGAUCCCACGUAGAUAUUACUCACUUGGGGAGAUCAGAAACGUUGAGACAAAUCAGUGUGUGGACAACAUGGGCCGAAAAGAGAAUGAAAAGGUUGGCUUCUUCAACUGUCACGGAAUGGGCGGCAACCAGGUGUUCUCAUAUACGGCUGACAAAGAGAUUCGAACCGAUGACCUGUGUCUGGAUGCAUCGCGGCUUAAUGGACCUGUUGUUAUGCUGAAGUGCCACCACAUGAAAGGAAACCAGAUGUUUGAGUACGAUGCAGAGCGGCUGACUCUGCUCCAUGUGAACAGUAACCAGUCUGACAUGCCUUCUGAAGAGGAUAAAAUGGUUCCCACUCUCAGAGACUGCAGCGGCAGGCGAUCACAGCAGUGGAUCUUGAGGAACAUGACGCUAAGUGUCUGACAGAGCCGGCGACAACCAGUUCAGGCUUGAAUCUCGUCACGCGCCACACACCAUGAGACCCAGAGUCAUGUUUACGGCCGUCAUUUUCUGGUUCAUGAUCGAGUUCAGCCAGGCUUUGAUCAGGAGAACCACGCACAGCCCAUUUGCUGACCCGUUUGUGGCCAGGCGUGUGUCUGGACUGCUUCCUCUAGCUCUCAGAUUCUCUGGUCUGGGGUCAGAUCGUAGCCCGCGACCAGCUCUUGGCGAGGUUUAAGCGCUUGCUGUCUCUGAUCUGAGCAUGUGUCACUGGCUAUCUAUGCUGCUCAUCCUGUGUGGGAGUUUUGGUGCCUCUUAAUAUCCUACACGUCAUAUCUUUGACAGUAGCCCUUAUGUUUCUUUGGAGAUGGACAGAUUGCGUCAGCUUCCACUGUGCUGAAGUUUAACUCUGUUUGCUUUCUAUACAGCACCUGAAGGGAUUGUGCGUUGGUCAGUGGAUUGUACGCCAACUGUAUUACUUGCUGCUGUUUCUCAAAACUAACAUGAUCUUUUUCAGUGACGUACUCGACCUGCCUUAAGGGGAUAGCUGCUCUAAAAUGAAAAUUUUCUCAUCAUUUACUCACUCCAAACUUGUGAUGUCUUUCUUCUGUUAAACACCAAACUGUUACAUUUUAGGUAUUACUGCAUCGCUGCAUUCUUUUAUUAAACUUUAACCUACAUUUAACUAGAAAUCGGGCUGAGGAUCUUAGUUUCCCCAUCAUGCUUUGCCAUGGCACUUGUAGUCACAUGUUGCUAUGCAAAUUUAUACCAAAGCAUUAUCUGACUCUUUGCAUAAACUAAUUAAACUAUAUAUUUAUAUAUUAUUAUUAUUAUUUUGUUUUUUUAUUACAGUGGCAAUGUAUUAAGGACUCAAUAUUUGAAUCAACUUUUUGGAUCAACUAUCCCUUUAAGGAUUCAUUUGUUUCCGCAUUUGUUCCCCAUUUUAUCAUACACAGUUUCAUUUAUGUGAUUUUAGUUUAUGGAGGAUUUAACUGUGUUGUAUCUACUUUAUCUGUAUUUAGUUAACACAUUUUCCGGUACAUUGGAAAAUGUGUGUGGGGUUCAUUGAAAAAUCAACUUUUCGUUAUUUCAGGACAUUGAAUUAGUUUCUGAAAAAAAGUGGAAAUAGUAAGAAUGUGAUUUUUAGGACCCAUUCCUCAUUUAAACACACUACUUUAUUGAAAUAAUGUCAUAAUGCCUAAUGAACCUAUUAUUGCUAUUAUUAUUGUUGUUGUUUUAUGCUUUAUUUUGGGUUACAGUAAGACCUGCUGAUUCAUCCAUCAAAUGUUCAUUUUAUAUUUAAUAUUAAAUAAUAAUGUGUUAUUUUGUGCCUGAACAUAAACAUUUUGGGUACAGCGUACAGGCAGCAGCAUCUCACAUGUAAACCUAAAAUGGUAAUACUUUACAAUAAGGUUUAAGGUCAGUUAACUAUUUAAUUAACAAGAAAUAAUAAUGAACAAUACAUCUAUUUAUCAAUCUCAGUUAAAGUUAAUUUCAACAUUUAUUAAUGCAUAAUUAAAAUCGAAAGUUGUGCUUGUUAACAUUUGUUAAUGCCUUGUGGAUUAACAUGAACUAACAAUGAACAACUGUAUUUGCAUUAACUAACGUUAACAAAAAAUGAAUAAAUACCGGAAUAUAUUGUUCAUUGUUUGUUCCCAUUAGUUAAUGCAUUAACUAACAUUAACUAAUGUAACCUUAAUGUAAAGUGUUAGGACUAAAACAAGUCAUUUAAAGCCCCAUCUUCAUCAGCUGUCACUGAUUCUGAUUCACUGGUCCAGGACACACAUUUGUACAAAUGGAUCAACUAGGCUUUUUUGAGCAUUGAUGUACAUAUUAAAGCAAAUAUUUUUUUAAUAUGAAAUCGAAAAACUGCAGAGGAAAAAAUGUGAGUGAUAAUGCUUGGUGUAUAUAUAAUAUGUUUAAAAAAUAUUGUACAGCUCUAUGCAUUGCUACUGUAUGUACACAUCUAUUGCAUCCACCAUGUUCUAUCAGUGUUCUAUUAAUGUCUGUUUAAUGCACUCAAUCAAUAUUAAUUCUUGGAGGGUUUAAGGAUUUGUGAUUUGUCUCUUAGUUAUUUGAUCAUUUUAACAUGCACACGUUUAAUGCAUUCACAGCAUAAAUGAACUUAGUUAAAGCUAUUUAAGACUGCACAUAAUUUGGAGCAGUACUAUGAAAAUAUAUCACAAUUAAUAAUAUGAACUGUUUGACAUUAUUAUCACCACAUGCAUGUUACAGUCGGAACUUUUCUGGAUUUUUUCAGCUUCAUAAAAACUGAAAAUGUGUGACUUUGUACUGGUCUUAAUGUUAACUGUUUGUACUUUCUUUUUUUAAGUCUCAGAUGACCUCAUGUUUCCUAGAUUAAUAUAAUACAACUGUUAAGUCUAAUAAACCAUUGUUGUGUAAUGUA